AUGGACGCCUACAAUCCGACGCGCUGCGCGCGCGCGACGCCCAUGACGCUGCUGCGCACGUCUUUGUUGCUCGCGUGCCUCGCGUCGUCGUCGUCGAAGGCACACGCGCUGAAAUUGGACGUGUUCCGAGUCGGGCGCCCGUUGAUGCCGCUGGACACGCUGUCGAGCUACUCCUUCGACGCGAGCACCUUCGAACGCUUCGCCACGGCCGACGCGCCGGUCAUCGUGGGCCUCGAGCACGGCUCGGCCAACGGCGUCGGCGUGCUCGCCGUCGUCGACGCGUCGCGCGCGUCCGCCGCCGGCGCCGUCGUCCGCGCGCCGGUGACGGCGUUCGCCCGGUACCGCCGCGACGGCUCGGGCUGGGGCGAGAGCGACGUGCGGCCCUGGCGCGACCUCGACUGCGACCCGGACAGCGAGGCCUGCGACGUCGACCUCUACGGCGAGGCCGAGGCCCACGACGCGUGGCUCUCGCGCGAGCUCUCCUCCCGGUCGUCGCGGCGCCGCGCGCCGUCGCGGGCGCUCGCCGCGCUCUACGACGACGCCGCCUCGAAGGUGCGCCGCUUCAGCGCCUACAACGGCCCGCGCGGCGACCUCGAGGCCGCCUUCCUCCGCGUCGACGGCCUCGCGGCGUUCGCGGCGUCGCGCCGCGAGUGCUACUCGUUCGCGCUCACGCGGCAGCGCGAGCUCGCGCCCCGCGAGGUCCUCGCCCAGCUCCACUCGCGGUCCACGGCGGCGCGCCUCGCGGCCUCCGUCGAGGCCGCGGAGAGCGCCGCGGAGAGCACCGCGGGGGACGUCGUAACGAGCAGAUAG
Messenger RNA from Aureococcus anophagefferens, 810 nucleotides. RefSeq lists its product as hypothetical. The transcript has a single exon. NCBI's taxonomy places the organism in Eukaryota, Pelagophyceae, Pelagomonadales, Pelagomonadaceae. The record is from RefSeq and is a predicted model, not a curated record. Bases 1 to 810 code for a protein of 269 amino acids.